AUGUCCCUGGACGCCGAAAAGCAAUUCCUCUGUCCCCGACUCAUAGACUAUCUCACUAUAGUCGGGGCACGAUAUAGCAAUAACUCGUCAAAACAGAAUACUAGUCCACAUAUUCAGAUUCCAGAACUUCUAAGGCGCUACCCACUCCAAGACCACAAGGAUUUCCCCAUGCCCUUAGACAUGGUGUAUUUCUGUCAGCCAGAGGGCUGUUCUUCGGUGGGACCCAGAAGGACAGCCCUCAGAGAAGCUUCUUCAUUCGUAUUUACCCUCACCGACAAGGAUUGUGGAAAGACCAGAUACGGAAUUUGCGUAAAUUUUUACAGGCCCACCGAAAGGACGCCUACUAACUUGACCGUGGGGAAGGGGAGGGCUAAUACGAAUUUGAGAAGAGAUUCCUGGAGGAAGAGUAUGGAGAAGAGCUCGGACUCUGCUUUUUCAAGUGACUACAGAAGCAGUAAUAUCGGUCCCAGCGACUCAGAGAAAGAUUGUCCGAGCAGGAGAGAUUCUGAGUCGACUACAGCAAAUCUACCUCGUCUAGGUGUGAUCCCAGCUAACGACUCGGAAAGCGGGGGCAGUCAUUCACCAUCUCCGAGAGCAAGUCGCCGCCGCCAGAGAUUAAGAAACCUUUCACUCACUUCACUUUGCAUUCUUUCGCAUCAUCCGUUUUUCUCGAUGUUUAGAGAAUGUUUGUUUAUUCUCAAAAAGUUGAUCGAUGCUUGCAACGAGUCAUCAAAUCCAAGAAGAGUUGGUGGUUCGAAACAAUUGUUCAGAGAUAACGUUUGGAGUGUGCUAACAGGUCACGCUACAGACACGACUUCAUCCAUAGUCAUUCAUGAUGUUAAAGAAAUUGAAACGUGGAUACUCAAGUUACUUUCUUCUCCUGUGCCAAUACCCGGAAAAACAAAAGUCGAAAUUGAAGUAUUAUCACCAAGUGUAUACGAUCCCCUUGUUUUUGCCUUACCAAGUCAUACUCGAUUUAGUUUAGUCGAUUUUCCAUUGCAUCUGCCUUUAGAAUUAUUAGGAGUGGAGACCUGCUUGAAAGUCCUGACUAUAAUUCUCUUAGAAAACAAAAUUGUUUUCCAAUCCAGAGACUACAAUGCUCUGUCUAUGUCUGUGAUGGCUUUUGUAACAAUGUUAUAUCCCCUUGAAUAUAUGUUUCCCGUAAUUCCUUUAUUGCCGACGUGCAUGAACUGCGCCGAACAGCUUUUACUUGCACCUACACCGUACGUUAUUGGUCUUCCUGCUAGUUUUUUAAUGUACAAAAAGAAUUUUAAAUUACCUGAUGAUGUUUGGCUGGUUGAUUUGGACUCAAAUAAAUUAAUAUCACCUUCCGAAAUACCUCCUUUACCGGAACCGGAAGGAACCAUUUUGAAAAACCACUUGAAGCAGGCCAUUACGAAUUUAGCAUCUCCAUCUACAGCUACGCAACAACUACAACCUUCCAGGAGGGAAAGUUUAGCUUCACCUAAUAGUUUAAGCAUACCAAAAGGAAAAUCUGAAGAAUCAACACCAGCUUUAUCACCCGUGACUCCCAAUGUUCAACCGAGGUUAUCGCUAACACCGCAAGUACCUUAUAUACCACCAAUGCGCCCACCUUCGCCUUCCAGUGGAUUUAAUCCUUUUAUUUAUGGAAACGAUAUCGAUUCUGUUGAUGUAGCUACUCGGGUCGCUAUGGUACGAUUCUUCAACUCCCAAAACCUUUUAGCCAAUUUUUCCGAACACAGCCGAACCUUACGGCUCUAUCCGAGACCCGUAGUAGCUUUUCAAAUAAAUAGCUUCUUGAGAUCUCGUCCAAGAGCGUCUCAUUUUUUGAAUCGAUUCGCUAGAACUCAAGCGGUUGAAUUCUUAGCCGAAUGGUCGUUAACACCAACAAAUGUUGCCUUCCAGAGGGUCCAGACCGGCGUUCUGGAUCCUGCCUUAAUAGGAGACAAGCCGAAGUGGUACUGGCAUACUUUGGAGCCCAUUAAGUUCGUUGUAUGGGAUGAUGGCAGUUCUCUUAAUGGUGCUUUAAGAAGUAUGCAAACCGUCGAACACCAACCAACAGACGAAAGCGGUUCGGAUUCCGAUGAAGGAGAAAGUACUAGCUCUAGCUACUCGUCUUUGAGUGACUUCGUCUCCGAAAUGGUUUCUUCCGAUCUAUCUCCGGGCUACAACUCCCUUCACGAGCAAAGAAAAGCCAACGCACAACACAUGAGUUUUUCGUCUAGCGUAGAUGUAGAAACCGUAUAUAAUCCUCCUUCGGAGCUGCGAUAUCCCGACGGGAAUACACCCAUCGUUCGAUCUGAUUCCCCUCAGUCAACGUCGAGCAGCGAGUCUGAUCUGAGUUCUCCAGAUUUCAACAGAGAUUCUGAACUCGAGUUUGGGAAUAAGACAAAGAGCGAACAGGCCGUUUUCAAGACUGAUAGAGAUGAGACUGGUAGCUAUGAGAACGAAUCGGAUUCGAAUAGUACUACAACACCGAAGACAGUUGUUAGUACAAAUAACGUUAAACCGGGAUCUCCUACUAGUGAAACGGAUAAAUCGAGUAAUUCUAGGAAGGGUAGACGAUCAAUAACGCCAGUUCCUCCAAUAGCUCCUAUGUUACAAAAACAACCAAGCGUUGGCAAUGUUCUUGCUAGGACAUCGAGUUUUAGUUCUUCAGGAAACUCCAGUCCUGUUCCACCUCUUUCAGCUGGUAGUGGGUUCACGAGGCAAAGUUCUCAGGGAUCUUUAUUCGAACAGUUUACUUCUCAAGCUAAAGAACUUGUAAGAGAAACUACUAGACAGAGCAGCCAAGAUGGCCUUCUAGCUCAAAUGGAUAAGUUUAAAAUACAAGCCAAAGAAAAAAUAACAGAAGCUGAAGAAAGCAGUUUAUUUGCCCCAUUCGAUAAGUUGACAUCGCAGGCAAAGAAAGCAGCUGGGGAGGCGACCAAAAGUGUACAAGUAGCAGGAAAGAGCGCUAUAGAAGCUAGUAAAACAGCUACAGCUAUGAGCAAAACUACUCUAGACGAUUUAACUUACGUGGGAAAAUCUACUUUAGGUGAUUUGACCAAAAGUGCCAAAGAAGUUGUAACCAAGAAGGGAUUGCUAAGGGCUGACUCAUUUAGCAAACAACAAGAAAUGUCUUCAAAUAGUACAGCAAUAGUGGCAUCGUCAAACGUCUUAACCGGUGCUAGUCGAGACUUUUUCUCGAAUAUCAGUUCCGACAUCAACGGUUUAGCCGACUCCACAACGAACAUGUUUUCAAAUCUAUUUGGAUCUAAAAAGGAACAUCCUAAAGCCGUUGAAGGAUCAGAUCAGCGAGGUAAAGCAAAAGAAUCAACGAAGAGUAUGUUCGGUCCAUUUAAUAGAGGCCCUAAGGGAUUAGCAGAAAAGAGUCCUUUGAUAAAACACAUGCCUAGAAGACAGGAUGAUAUACAGUGGAAACAAGCUGCUGACAAAAACGCUACUAACAGCGAAAAUCAGGCCUUUCUUAAAGAUGUUGUUACUAGUGUCCUUGAAGGAGAAGGUGUUGGUUGGCUCAAACUUAACAGGUUAAAAAAGCUAAUGGAAGAUGAAUCUUAUAGGAACUUUGUGUUAAGUAAAAUAAAUAAAACUCUAGACAAGAGAAUAGGACCUGAUGAUCACAUUGAUGAUGUAUGUAUACCAAAACCUGUCUGGAAAGGAAUGCUCAAAGUAUUACUAGCCAUUGUCCAUGGAAUGGAAGUGACUUUUAGUAAUUACGGAUUAGGAGGCAUGGCUUCAGCUUUUCAACUAUUCGAAAUUGCACACACUCACUAUUGGUCGAAGGAUAUAAACGAACACGCUGGUCCCGAUAUGACUCAAGCAUCCAGUCCAAGAUCACCAUCAAGUCCUAGAUACUCGUUACAAUCAUCAGACUGGGAUAGUUCUCGAAAAUCGUCUCAAGCAGAUCCACCAGAGGUCCGACUUAUCCAGGAAGCUGAGCCAGAAAAAGAACAGUCUACAACAGAUAUCUUCAAAGAUAUGAUAACCCAGAAGAAAAAUAUGCUGCUAAGUAAAUUAUCAUCAUUUGAUUCUGAUGGUGAAAGUACUGUGCAUGGCUCUGGGGGCACUCUCUCUCCAUCAGCGGGGUCCAUAACUAUGGGGCCUGCCUGUAGUCUCAAUAGGGGUGGUAAUCAGUCCUCUUUCCGGUCGACUGUAUCCGAUACAGAAGUUGAAACGCUGCAGUUUCCAAAAUUACCGAAACAGCGAACGUCCAGCGUUUGGUCGAGUAAAUCCUCACUUAGUACCGGCUUCAGGUACCACGGUGGAAAUAUAAUUAAUACAGUGACUUCACCAAGUCCUGACGGUAUAAGAAACUAUCUUUUUGAGGGUCUGAUUGGUAAAGAUAGAUCGCCACUGUUUGAUCAAAUGCAGUUUUGGGAAGAUGCCUUCUUGGACGCUGUUUCACAAGAACGUGACAUGAUUGGAAUGGACCAGGGCCCUCGAGAAAUGAUGGAAAGGUACAAAAGUUUGAGCGAUACAGAGAGGAAGCGCUUAGAACACGAAGAAGACAAAUUACUGGCCACACAAUUAUUUAAUUUGACGGCAAUUUUGGUUAUGCUCAAUUGUAACAAAGAGGAGCUCAAAAGGAAAAUCAGAAGGUUGUUGGGAAAGAGCCAUAUAGGAUUGGUCUACAGCCAAGAGGUUAAUCAGUUAUUGGAUCAAAUUCAACAUUUGAAUGGUAACGAUAUUGACCUAAAGCCUCUAGGGUCCAGACUUCUUCAUCGGCAAAGUUUUACUGUACAUCAAGGAGUCGACUGCGCAGGUGAUUUAAGGUUUAUGGAGGUCAGGGAUGAUGGAUUAGUUUUACGAUCGGUAACCGGGGUAAUUGUGGAGAGAUGGUGGUUCGAAAGGCUAGUGAACAUGACUUACAGUCCAAAAAAUAAGGUGCUGUGUCUCUGGAGAAGAAACGGUCAGCAAACGCAGCUACACAAGUACUAUACAAAGAAGUGUAAACAAUUAUACUACUGCAUCAAGGAGGCGAUGGAACGUGGAGGUGUGGCAGGAACGGCGCCUGAACUGGGUGGAGAGUUUCCAGUGCAGGAUAUGAGCACGGGGGAGGGUGGUUUAUUGCAGGUCUGCAUGGAGGGUGUAGGGUUACUUUUCGCGAACAGCAAGGACUUUGAGUUUUUCGUUAGGAUAGUACACAUCAGAAAGUGCUUUACUCAAAAGUCCAACAUUUUUGUAUUGGAGGAGUUCAAUCCAAAAACGCGACAAGUCAUUCAGAGGAAAUAUAAAUCGCCCAUGGCCGAUCAAAUUUGCUACUCAGUACUUUGCGUAUUUUCCUACGUAGCAGCUGGAUCCGACAAACCCAAGGCCAAAAAAUCUAUAGACGUCACCCACCUUCACCUUACUUCCACCGUAAAAACGGCCAGCCCAGCAGAAGAACAAGCACCUGCAGCUCUGACAGUCCCGCCUUCUUCCAGUCCCGAACCUGGAUCGGUCACACCCGUAGGUGGUCCUCCGAAGUACCCGCCACCAGCGUUACCUCCUGGCGUGGCGCCACCCGCGCCGCCUCCCGGAACUAGGACUUUACAAUCACAGUUAUCUCUGCCUUCUAGUAAACCUCCUCCUGUUCCUAGUAGAAAUAUUCCCUCUAGACAAAUGACUAUCGCAUCCCAGCCUCCCCAGCCACCCCCUAGACCGAAGUGACCCCGUAGACGGUACUCGUUGCCUUUCAUUUAUGGCAGUGAUUGUAAG
Psylliodes chrysocephalus is the source of this 5682-nucleotide messenger RNA. NCBI's taxonomy places the organism in Eukaryota, Metazoa, Arthropoda, Insecta, Coleoptera, Chrysomelidae. The record is from the annotation of a GenBank genome assembly.